UCACUGCGAUGCAAUCGUAGCAAGCUCAGUCACUGUCAAACAAUCGUCCAUCGUUCGUCGUCGUCAAGAUGGGAGCAAGCACUAAGACUGGAAAAUUUGCCGUCGGAUUUACGGCGGCUGCGUUCCUGUUUAUUCUGAUAUCAUUCUGCUCGCCGUACUGGCUGACAACCGAUGGGAAACUGGUCAACCCCAAGUUUACCAAUUUGGGACUAUGGGAGCUGUGUCUGAACGAUUUCCAGGAUAUCCACAGGUUCUACGACACGCGUUUCACCGGGUGCAUGUGGAUAUUCGAAGAGGAAUAUUACAUAUUGCAUGACUAUAUUCUGCCUGGAUUCUUCAUUGCGGUGCAGUUCUUUUUCACGCUCUGCUUCACACUGCUCCUGAUGGGAUGUGUAAUGACGCUGGUCUUUCUGGGUUGCUCGAAGGAUAAUGAUCGCUAUAUUAUGUUGCUGUUGACAAACGGAACCACGAUGGUGGUAGGAGCGAUCUGCGGAUUCAUUGCCGUGCUGACGUUUGGGUGCAAUGGAGACGGUCGAGACUGGAUGCCCAACUGGGAGCAUAACGGUAUGGGCUGGGCGUUCGCUCUGGGAGUUGUUGGAGUAUUUUUCCUGUUUCCAGCUGGAAUUCUAUUCAUUGUGGAAGCAAGGCGAGCUACCUAUCGUCGGCUGAACAAUAUAGCCAAUUCGGAAAUGGCUGCCUAUACAAUGGACGAUCGCAAGUACCGUGGAGGACACACGGAUAUCUAAAGGUUUUAGAUAGGUAGCUUAUCGCUUUGCCAAGACAGUUUUAUACAAAGUAGUCGUAAGAAGCAAUCUCUUAGAACCAAGUAACGAACGAAUCAUCAAACAUAGGCUAGAUUUCGCUACAUUCGAGAGCGUAACAUUCCGUCCAGAUCGCACCGUGGGCGAUCGAUUGAUCUUUAGAUACGCAUUUUUGCUAUAAUAAAAACAUUUUACAA
Molecule: messenger RNA, 958 nt
Organism: Aedes albopictus (Asian tiger mosquito)
Lineage: Eukaryota; Metazoa; Arthropoda; Insecta; Diptera; Culicidae
Gene: kune
Exons: 2
Coding region: 69-746 (225 amino acids)
Biological process (GO): septate junction assembly; regulation of tube size, open tracheal system
Cellular component (GO): membrane; septate junction
Source: RefSeq, a predicted model, not a curated record